This is a messenger RNA of Daktulosphaira vitifoliae (grape phylloxera), 1268 nucleotides long. Its product is annotated as protein phosphatase PTC7 homolog. The transcript has 4 exons. The coding region runs from base 244 to 1158 and encodes 304 amino acids. NCBI's taxonomy places the organism in Eukaryota, Metazoa, Arthropoda, Insecta, Hemiptera, Phylloxeridae. The record is from RefSeq and is a predicted model, not a curated record.
GUUUCAAUUGCAAAUUAUUAGAGCAAUUAACUUAAAUUUUAUUGUUAAUUUUGUAAAAAUAUCUUUUUGUUUUGUUUUAUUUAGUUUCACGUAUUAAUUUUAAGUAAAAAUUAAUUUUUUAAUUUUAAUAAAUUUUUUAUUUUUUUAUUAAAAGCCACUAAUAAAUUUCAUAUUAAACAAUGUGGUGCAAUAACCUCUGUUUCAUCAAAUGUAUAUUCACAAUAACGACUGAUAUUUAAAAUUAUGCAGCAAAUAGUAACUACAGGUAGACUGAUAUCGCGUGCAUUGUGGAAUGGUUUCACUAACAUAUCUCCCUCAAAUACUGAACAUCAAAAUAAAAAACGCGAACCAUCAUUUCUAUAUGCUGUUUGUGGAUUUCCUAAAGAGUCAUCUCGCAAACAUCCACUUAUUAAAGGUAAAUUUGGAGAUGAUGCAUGGUUUUCUGCAAGAGGAAAAGCAAAUGAUGUUUUAGGUGUUGCAGAUGGUGUUGGUGGUUGGCGUCAUUAUGGUAUAGAUCCUGGUGAAUUUUCCAGUUUUCUUAUGACAACUUGUGAAAGACUAGUGUCACUUGGAAAAAUAAUACCCAAUGAACCUAAUAAAUUAUUAGCUCAGAGUUAUUAUGAGUUGUUAGAAAACAAACAACCUAUUUUAGGAAGUAGUACUGCAUGUGUUGUUGUAUUAAACAAAGAGACUUGCAGUAUAUACACAGCUAAUAUUGGUGAUAGUGGUUUUAUGGUAGUACGAGGUGGGCAUGUUGUACAUCGGUCAGAAGAACAACAACAUUAUUUUAACACCCCUUAUCAAUUAUCAGUUCCACCACCUACACAUAGUGGUCAAGUUCUUAGUGAUAGUCCAGACUCAGCUGAUACAUCAGAUUUUGCUGUUGAAAAUGGAGAUGUUAUCUUAUUAGCUACUGAUGGAGUAUUUGACAAUGUGCCAGAUCAUUUAUUGUUAAAAGAACUAAGUCAAGUUGAAGGUGUGCGUGAUCCUACUAAAUUACAAUGUGCAGCUAAUACAAUAGCAUGGAUGGCCAGAAUUUUGGCAUUUGAUAGAUCUUUUUUAUCACCUUUUGCCCGUGCUGCUCAAGCUAAUGGUAUUAAUACUGUUGGAGGAAAACCAGAUGAUAUAACCGUACUUUUAGCAACCAUAGCAAUGUAAAUGAUCAUCUAUUAUUUUUAAAUACAAUUUAGCUACAAAAUUACUGAAAUUAUUGAAGUUAAGUAUUUAUUUUUAUUGGUACUCAAAACCAUUACACUAAGUUGAAAUUG